Messenger RNA from Aspergillus tanneri, 351 nucleotides. It is a transcript of the gene SYB1, whose product is annotated as SNAP receptor SNC2. Gene Ontology annotation, cellular component: SNARE complex; plasma membrane. NCBI's taxonomy places the organism in Eukaryota, Fungi, Ascomycota, Eurotiomycetes, Eurotiales, Aspergillaceae. The coding region runs from base 1 to 351 and encodes 116 amino acids. The transcript is spliced from 3 exons. The record is from RefSeq and is a predicted model, not a curated record. Gene Ontology annotation, molecular function: SNAP receptor activity; syntaxin binding. Gene Ontology annotation, biological process: vesicle-mediated transport; vesicle fusion.
AUGUCUGAGCAGCCAUAUGAUCCUUAUAUCCCUUCUGGCUCCAACGGAGCCACCGCCAGCGCUGCGCAAAAUGGCGACCCCAGAACAAGGGAAAUUGACAAAAAAAUCCAGGAGACUGUCGAUACUAUGCGUUCAAAUAUUUACAAGGUUUCGGAACGCGGUGAACGUCUAGACUCUCUGCAGGAUAAGACUGAUAACCUGGCCGUGUCGGCUCAAGGAUUCCGCCGAGGUGCCAACCGUGUGCGGAAGCAAAUGUGGUGGAAGGACAUGAAAAUGCGCGUAUGCCUGGUUAUCUGCGUUAUCCUCUUGCUGGUAGUCAUUAUUGUUCCUGCCGUUGUUACCACCCGUUAA